UUAUGAAGGCGGCCUAGGGAAGAUCAGUUCUCUUUUUUUGUAUUGGUAUGAUAGAUUAUAAAUUAUUAUUGAAAAAGAUUUGACCGGGUACUAAGCAGUUUAGUGUGAAUGACUGAAAUGAGUCCACAGAUUAACUCCCUGCUGCAGAUGUCAAAGGCUCUGCAUUGGUUUAUACCAGAUCAAAAUUUAGCUCUGUUACCUUAUCUUCUGCAGGAUGAUAAUUGCACCUGCAUGCUCUAAACUGAGGGGUUUUCAGCUGCUUCUGAUUUUUUUUCCUUUUUUUCUCUGACAAAACUGACACGGUUGCACACUUCACUGGCAAGGUCUGCUUGCUCUUGAUUUAGUCCGGCACACCUGAGCAUCUCCACAGUGCCUGCAGUUUCUCUCUAGUGUCUCUGUUGGAGCUGCAGUACCACUGCGGGCCAGGACAGCUGGUUCUUGUGGGACUGAGCCUCAUCUGCUAUUUGCUUGUACCUUAUCUUUAGGAAAUGCCCUGCCAGCUGGGACCCCCUGUUCUACACAACAAGGUUCAAUAUGUUUUUUUCAUGCAUUUUCUUUUUAAUACGUUAGGAGUAAUUUUUAAUUAUCUUUUUAUUUGCUUAGCAUGGCGCAGAUAUUAAAGACACUGAACAGCUGGUUCUGGUGGGAGAAUAUCUGGAUGCCCAUCAAUGUCACGUGGGCGCAUUUUGUAGACCGCGAUGGACUUGUCUUUCCAAAACCACACCAGUUAUAUGCCACAAUACCAUAUGCUUUUGUAUUGCUGAUUAUCCGAUUCUUCAGUGAAAGAUAUGUUGCUAUACCUCUAGCAAAAGCCUUAGGUAUAAAGAACGCAAGACGUCUGAAGCCACAGCCUAAUCCUGUUUUAGAGAGUUAUUUCCGGGAGUGCUCAAAACAUCCAUCCCAAUCAGAGAUUCAAGGCCUUGCCAAAAAGUGCAACUGUACAGUCCGUUUGGUGGAAAAGUGGUUUAGGAGACGGCGAAACCUUGAGAUCCCAACAGUGCUUCGGAAAUUCCAGGAAGCUUUCUGGCGAUUUUCAUUCUAUCUUGCAUCCUCCAUUGCUGGAUUUGUAUUUCUGUACGAUAAACCUUGGUUUUACGACAUAUGGCAGACGUGGGUUGGCUAUCCAUUUCAGACUCUGCUGCCAUCCCAGUAUUGGUACUACAUGGCUGAGAUUAGUUUUUACUGGUCCCUCUUAUUUACCCUUGGGAUUGACAACAAAAGGAAGGAUUUUCUGGCUCAUGUCAUUCAUCACUUGGCAGCCAUUGGGUUGAUGAGUGGCUCUUGGUGUGGCAAUUAUGUGCGUCUGGGAACACUGGUGAUGUUUGUGCAUGAUACUGCAGAUUUCUGGCUCGAGGCAGCCAAAAUGUUUAAUUAUGCUCACUGGGAGAAAACCUGCAAUAUACUCUUUAUCAUCUUUUCUAUUGCAUUCUUCAUCACAAGAAUCAUCCUGUUCCCCUUCUGGAUUCUUCGUGCCACAUUGUAUCAGCCUACAUACUACUCCACGACUCCUGUUAUAGCAUAUUUUUUAUUCAAUGGGCAGCUAUUGAUCCUUCAAGGCUUGCAUUUAUAUUGGGGUUAUUUAAUUUUCAAGAUUUUGAGGAGGUUCAUUUUCUUAAAGGACUUGAAGGAUGACCGGAGCGAUGAAGAGGAGGAAGAUUCUGUUACAGAUAAUGAAGAGGAGUACACAAAGAAUGGCAACAAGAAUGGCUGUGGGUCAUGCAAACAUCUCCUAAACAGCAGUCACCACUAACCCCCUCCUGCCUCACCUCCUGCAGCGAUUUCUGCUCUGUUUUCAACCCAACCUACAGGAUAGAAUUGAAGUCAAAAGGCUUAUGAGAGACUGUGGUUGAUUUAUUGUUGGCUACUGGACCUGGAAAAAAGCCCAGUUUAGAGGGGAGGGAAAAAUGGCUUAGCAUGACAAAAUGUAUUCAUGACCCACUUUCUGAAUCGUUCCAAAGUGUUUGGAAAGACGUUUGGGUGCGCUGACUGACGGUGCUCAACAAGGUCAGAGCUCAAGUGUGUCAGAUCACUUAGUGUCCCAUUGAUUCUAAUGUUUUUCAGUCUGAUAUAAGAUAUAUUUCACCAAGCAGUUUACUUCACAGAUGUUUUGUGGUAGGUAGGUAGUGUGAACUCGAUCAGGAACCAAGAAUACUCAGUGUGGGAAAAAUUUGACAGUGGUGUACAAUGACUGGCAUUUUAGUCUUGACUCUUCAGUUCAAACCUUCAUCAAAAUGGCUAUUUUUUGUGAGUUAGAUUUCAUUUCCUGCUGGCCAGUGGAAGAUAGCACAGAGGAAGUCAAACUACUCGCCUGUGAAGGGCUGGCUUCACUGCAGAAAUACAGUCUUUCUCCAAAAUAUGCUGUAUGGUAGAAAGCUCAAAUAUUGUGUUCUGAGGUUCACCUGUCAAGGACAUCACUGUUAAAAGAGCAAAACUCAGCCCCGAUUCUCCACUGGGCUCCAGAUUUCACAAAUGUCUUUCAGUCAUUUUGGCCCAGUCUCAGACGGAAGGUGCAACAGGGAGGGAAGACAGUGAACAAAAGUUGGGUCUUCUCACAGGUUUUUUUGCACUUGUCUGUCUUUAAAACUGCUGAACACCCCUGCUCCUGACACAUCUACAGCCCAGAAGAUUUCUUUUUUUAAUCUCACCCAUUCCCUUCUCGUGAGCUUGUCUCGCACAGCGGCAUUGGAUGACCAUCUUCUCGGGAGCGAGUCUGCUAAAUUCUGUUUUGUGGUUCCUGUGUGUUCGCUGCAUGCUUCUGGUCCCUGGGGGAGCGUGGGGCUGGCAAGGAAUGUCACACGGUCAGUGCUGUCUUCAUUUGAUAUCAGGAUCUGUAUUUCUAUCUCUGCUUUUUUUGAAAAUCAGGAAUCACAUCAGUUAGAGCCGGACUGGGAUGUGAGUACGUGCCUUAGGCCACUGACCGUUGUUUAUGCCAUAAGAAGUGGAGGAACAGCGGAUGUUUUACCAGCUCCUUUUAUCAAAAGUGCCUCUAUCUUAAGUUUGCACUUUUGUUCUAAUGCUAGUGCAGAGUGCAACAGCAUUUUCAGUCCUGGGGCUUUCCAAGGAGAGCCUGGGCCUUUUAAACAGGGUGGUACCAGGCUCCUUUCCAGAUGCGUUUAGCUUGCAAGGUUGUAAAUGAUUCGUGUCCUAAGUUUGAGAGGUGAGAGGCUCUCCGUGGGGUUCUACAGUAGCUGAGAUCAUCAGGUGAACUAAAUCCAGUAGUUUCCUAGAGACCAGGGGGACCACUGCUAAAACAGCCUCAGUGCAGAGCUCUGGGUUUGGAAAGGCUCUUUUCCCCUUAAGGCUGCUCAGGCAGGAACUCAGUGACCUACGGGAAGCACUAUAUGACUGACUUGUUUUCUCAAGAUUUCCUUGGCAAAGGGGGAUGUAAUUCAGUGACUGAAGCAUUUGAAAGAAUGGGAAAUGUUUGGGAUCUCAGAUAUGAAGAAAGAAGGGUUUUCUGCACAGUUACAAGAAGUUGUAGGAGUACUUUGUUACAGAUGCUGGUAGCGUGACAAUAUCUACAUAUGGUUUGUUGAACUAGGCUGUGUUUAAUUAUUUACUUAUAUUUGGGGUCAUGUAAUACCCCAAAUGUUAGUGUUUUACCACCAAGAGGAUGACACUGAGAAAGGAGUAUGGCCUACAGCUGCUGAGAGGGGUGGGAAACGUGCAGUGGCGGGACAGGACUUCUGAACCCGCGGCUGUAGUUCAGCAGUGCCGCUCGGGCCGAAUUCCCUCAGUAGUUGCUGUACAGCAGUGUGUUUCCUUACGCAGCGGUAGAGAAUACCUUAAAUACUGCAGCAUGGAUUUAUUGGAAACGUAAGUACUUAUUACAUCAACGAAAGCAAGUGGUGCGUUUGGCAGGGUCACAGUUGCUUAUCAGGAUCUGUUUAUUGCCUACAUGAAACGAUCUGGCCUUGCCUAACAAAAUGUAGAAACAGGAUGGUUUGGAGGCUUUACGCUCCCUUUCAAAGCAGCGGAGGCAACGAUGCUUUCUACAGGACAUAACGGGGCCCUGGGAGGCGGCCAGGGUAUUAUCAUUUGGUUGUGGUGCCAGAAAGCUUUCCUGCUAUGACUAGGAAAGGAAUUCAGGAAAGGAAACGACGAGGAAUGAUGUUGUCACAGGAGCAGGCCUCUGAACACCUACUGAGUCUUAAACUGGAAUUUAUAGUCUCCUUGAGGCCAAGUCUUGCCCUUCCUACUCGGACAAGUCUCCCACUGAAGCCAAUUAACUCUACUGGAGUUUUGCCUAGGAAAAAGUUUGGAUUGCAGUUUUCCAACCUAAUUACGAGAUCUGUUGUUUUAAAUUGAUGUGAAACUGGGGUCUUAAAGGAAGAGUAAAAGGAAGAUGAAUACAUUAAAACAUAAAAUAUUGAGGCAAAUUUUGGGUGAGUGCAGAAGACUAUGGAAGAAAAUAAUGUCCUAAAGGUGAAGACUAAGUAUUAAGCACAGUCAACAACCGAAUAACUACAUCACAUCGCAGUUUGGUGUGUGGAAGGAGGGAAGGCAGGCCCUUCCAGGGAGUCACUGCCAUGGCCAACCAAAGUGAUGAGACCUAAAAAUUCUGAAUGUAAACCACUAGGGACUGGCGAUAAAUACCCCCAGCAUAGAAGGAAGCGGGAACAGGUUGUCACAGUGGGACUGGAUGCAUGUCCUGUGUUAGCAUCAGAUUUGUCAUUUCUGAGGUUACAGGUGUCUCAUUUUCCACUCUUUACUGGUAGAAACAAGAAGCUGAGAUCAUGGGGAGCGCAACUUAUCCUGAAGAAAUUAAUGUCAUGCUGCUUCAAGAUUUUCAGUCUAUUCAAUGCCCUUAACGUGUCUUUUUUUUUUUAAUGUUAUCAUGAAAAGAGUCUCAAAUUGCAAGUGCAGAACAACUGCGGGUAACAUACGUGAGCACAGACGACAGACUCUAAGGCGUUAUUUUGACGAAUGCACAAAAUGGGUCCUGGUUUAACGCUCGGACACCGUGCGUCUGGCUUUGCUAUGUCGCUUUGACCAUGCCAAAAGAUCUGUGAGAUGGAAUUGUAGAAUGAAAAUGAAGUCUUAGUCCAUUAGAAUCAGCGGAAACUCUUGUGUCCCAUAUAAUUAAUCUGAAUUUUGUUCAGGUCCUCCUAUCCGUUUAUACUGUUCUGCCUGUGAGCUUGUUUACUACAUAGACUUACCAGUCUACUCUGGGUUUGAUUUACAGAUCCUCUUUAUUCCACAGAACUCAUUUUGUCAGUGUGUAUCAUUCAGUAUAAUUAUCCUUUUUGGUUCUUAAUGCCGCUGAAUUUGUCUGGUCAGUUAGGCUGCACACUAUAAAUAAAUAUUUUUUAAA
This is a messenger RNA of Phalacrocorax carbo (great cormorant), 5314 nucleotides long. The record is from RefSeq and is a predicted model, not a curated record. NCBI's taxonomy places the organism in Eukaryota, Metazoa, Chordata, Aves, Suliformes, Phalacrocoracidae.